Molecule: messenger RNA, 2169 nt
Organism: Adineta ricciae
Lineage: Eukaryota; Metazoa; Rotifera; Eurotatoria; Adinetida; Adinetidae
Source: the annotation of a GenBank genome assembly
AUGGAAGACAUGUCACCAAUGAAUUCACCGGAUUAUCUUCAUUAUUCAUCCGAUUCUAAUGAUAAUAAUCUGGCUAAUUCAUCCCUAUCAAUACCUCUACUCGCUUUAAACGAUACAUGGAUCCUACCAAUAUUCGUUCUCUGUUUAUUUGGAAUUCUGUGUACAAUUAUCGUCUCGUUGAUAUUCAUCUAUCUUUCAUAUCGUCGUUUGAAUGGUCAUUUUUUAUUAACGAAUCUAUUUAUAUGCUUUGGUGUAUGCUUUAUUUAUACAGUUCUUAUAAUAUUUCUUCUUCGUGCUAAUGAAUUAUUUUGUGGUCUAAGAGAAUUUCUAUCCCAAUUAGCUUAUGCUCUGCUAUAUUCAGCGUUACUAUGUCGAUACAUCAUGCAAUGGUUAGGCGCAAGGAUUCUGUCGAAACGAACGAAACAGUUAACAUCGCUGUUGAUCUAUUUCUUGUUGAUUUUUACACAAGUACCGAUCGGUAUUCUUUGGUGGUACUUCACAAUUCCACGGAUGUGUCAACAACGAAGAAUGAAUGUUUUGUCAUCAUCAGCGACGAUUCCGGAGUUGAAUUUCUACUUUCAACAACCAUUUACGUCAUCGUCAUCAAUCAAACCAUGUUCAAAUCGUUGUCUUGUUGAUUAUCGUUUCUACGCCACAUUUACUUACACAAUUAUACAAUUAUUUCUCUGUACAAUUAUCUCCACAUGUUUAUUUCUUUGUCGACAUUGUCAUCGAGAUAGACCGCAAAAUGAUACACCGUCUAUCAAUGGAAACAAUCCUGUACUGACAUUUUCGAACAUGUUAGCUUUUGUUCUCAUUGAUCUGAUUUGGUUAACAUGGACGGCGGUCUACUAUUUUACGCAUCCAUUCUUUGUAUUUCCAGCGAUCAUUAUUGGCAUGUUUCUAAUCGCAUCGAUAUGCUUGUUACUAAUUCUCCUUCCACAAGUAUAUUAUUAUUCGAAAUUGAAAUUUAAUGAUGUAGAGAAAUUGAAAAGCAAAGUUACUGUGCCAUCGACGACUUUAUAUAGUAAUAAAUUAGCGUCAACGCAUGAUAUGAAUGAUCAAGAAGGUUUAUUGGAAGAUAGUACGAAAGAAUCGAAGAAGAAAAAUCAUAAGCUAUCGAAUGCGAGCGAUGGAUCGGAUGAAUUAGGAGCAAGUGGAACGUUUCUACCAAUAACGCGCACGCCCAAAGGACAAUUUAAAGUGACAACAACUGAUACAAGUACACCGAUAGAAAAACUUGAUAAAUUAAUCUAUGGUGAACAUCAGCAGACAUCUACAUCGCCGAACAAUGCAAAUAAGUCGGCUCUUAAUGAAAGGAAAGUCAAUGCAUCAGCCACCGAUACAGCAGAACAACGAUUACAACCACCUGUUACCGUUCCAUUACAACGUCAAUUAACAUCAAGUAGUAUUGCGUCAGAUUUUGUUACACCCGUUGUAACUAUUACUCCACAACAGCAACUAGCUUAUCAGCCUCAUGGAUCAGAUUCCUAUCGGACUCAUAAUCCGAAUCUUCAAACGUCAUCAUCAAUGUACUACUCAGGUUAUCCACCGCCACGUCGUGAUGAAACAAUUGUACCGAUUCUGUGUGCAUCAGAUCGCCCGCGAACAUCGACACCUGUUCAAAUGCGUUUUGUUGUGAACUCUGCACCGUCAUCUGUUCCAACAACACGACGUAUAUACUCUGGUACUGAUAUUCGAUACAUUCGUCAUCCAUAUCACCAUACAUAUCCUUCCCCACCGCCACCGCCUACCACACCACUGUACUAUUCUCCUCAGCCGCAACAAUAUCUUUUCAUUGAUCCCUAUCGAACAAUGCCGUCACGAAUUGGUAGCAAUCCAUGGCAUUCAGUUCUAUUACAACCACGCAGUGCUUCACAUCGUCAAACGCCUUCAACACCAUCAUCAUCCUACCGCCGAUUUCACAUGGAUAAUCGGUCAUUGUCCCAACGUCUAUGGGAUAUAGAUAGUGGUGAUGAUGAGAACGAUGGCGAGGAAGACAUUAUAAAAAUAGCUGGCCGUGAAACGCCACCAAAAGAACAAGUAACUGAUAUGCAUCACGAUCAUUUCGAAACUGAAGAUAAAAUCUUACUUCAUAUUGACGACGAUGGCGACGAUGAUGAAGAUGAACAUGAUGAAUCGUAUAGAAAACAGUACGCACAAGUUUAA